AUGUGGUCAACACGUCAACGAAUUUUAAUCGGUUUCGCGUUGCUCGUGACAGUAUUGUUUGUCGUUCUGCGAUCAACGGGCCCAUCCCACUCAAGUUUUUUACUCAGCUACCGAUCGGCUUUCGGAUUUCCAGAUAGGAAGUCUUUGUACCCUUACACCGAAGAAAACUGCCGACCGCCACCAGAGCAGAUACUGAAACCAUUGAAUGACCAAGACUUCUGCCCUCCCACAAUUUCGCACCAGCAUGGCCUCACGAUAACACGUCGACCUACGUUCAUACUGAUACCCUCGUAUACGGACUAUGAAGCCGAGGAUCCUGCAAACCGGACAACCUUCAUGCCUGAUAAGCCUCAAAGCAGUAUCCACGAUGAGAUUCGUGACCCCAGUGAGCCUCAGUUGAGUGGCAUUGGAUUUAUGGGUUGGGGCCCGAGGGACAAAAACAUCCCGGCCAGCUGGCCACGUAGAUUCAGAAGCAACUUGGAAGCGGAAGAACGUUGUCCGGUGUACAAGGUGCGAGCCAUCGACAGUGAUCCUCCGGAAUUCGGCCCUGUAAAAUCUUUCAUUCCGUCACUUGGUGGCCUCCGACGAGGCUGCCGGCCUAUCGCUACCGAAAAGUUGGGGAUAAUGUUUGGGUUCGCUACCUCUCAAUCUCGUACCCUCAAGUACCUUCCGCGCUGGUAUGAUUGGCUCAACAGUACAAAGACUGUCGAGAUUCAAACCGUCAUGGUCCUCAUAUCGCCCAAUGAAAACAACUACGACACGAACUGGGAGAUGGAGAUGAUUGGCAAAGCUCUUGGUUUCCCAUUGAGGAUCAAAUCAGUCCCUGCGAAGCGCUACGAAAGGAGAUACAUGAAAUUAGUGAAACACAUGUGGCUUGAGGCCGUCAAGAGAGAGUCCGAAGGCCAUCAUCGCACUGACUGGUUUACACUUGCGGACGAUGACACGUUCUUUCUAUCACUCGACUCCCUGAAUCGAGUCUUAUCGCGUUACAACCCACUCGAACCACAUCUGAUCGGUGCCUCGAGUGAAUCUCGGAAAGCCAAUAGUCACUUCGGCAGGAUAGCUUUCGGCGGCGCUGGCAUCUUCCUUUCGCGAGGUCUAAUCCAGAAGAUGAACGCGCCCGGAGCAUUCGAGAGUUGUUUUGAAGAAUUCGGCCAUGAAUUCGGAGGCGAUGCUAUGGUUACAAAAUGUGCCAUCAAGCUCACGUCUAAUGCAACUUUCAAAGCUGAACCUACUCUGCAUCAACUUGACAUUCGCGACGAAGGUCACGGCAUUUUCCAGGCUGGGUUACGCUUCACCACUAUCCAUCAUUGGGACUCAUGGUUCCAGCUCCAACCCAAAAUCCAUCCCCACACACUCAAGGACCCACUCGCUCUAGUUGCUCUGUUAGGGAAAGCCGCGCGAGUCGUUGGUGCUGACAACUGGACAAGAAGAUAUGUCUGGGGAUUCAAUAAUCAUACUGAUCCCGAUCUAGUAGCGAAAUCCGGAGCAGUAGUUGUGGCAUUAGGAUACUCGGUCACGAUUUUUGCAGAUUCGGUAUUGAAGCAGUCUUACUUGGACGAAGUUGAGCACACCUUUGCAGCCGAGCCACUUGUCAUGAAAACCCGGCCCAAACUCUUGGAAACUCGUCAGCGUCGAACCUAUUAUCUGAAGUCAAUCAGAGUCGUCAAGGGAACUGAAGAUCGGGUGGCCGUCUUGACCCACAUAAAUACAGAGGGUGAAAUUAUAGAUUUGGUCUGGGACGGUCGCCGAAGACCUAAAGAUGAUACCAACUAG
Puccinia triticina is the source of this 1776-nucleotide messenger RNA. RefSeq lists its product as uncharacterized. The transcript has 4 exons. The record is from RefSeq and is a predicted model, not a curated record. Gene Ontology annotation, molecular function: acetylglucosaminyltransferase activity. The coding region runs from base 1 to 1776 and encodes 591 amino acids. NCBI's taxonomy places the organism in Eukaryota, Fungi, Basidiomycota, Pucciniomycetes, Pucciniales, Pucciniaceae.